UUUUUUUUUUUUCCUCCCACGCACACACAUGUGCACAUACAUUGGGCCUCCUAAUGGUAACCCGAGGCCUCUGUCUCUUUCUCUCUGUCUCUCUUUUUCCAUUUCUUUCUUUUUCUUGCUCUCUGUCUCUCUGUCUCACUCUCUUGUUGGCUGCAUACUGUAUGUUUCGUGGUGGUUCUGUUGUCAUGGUGAACUCACAGAAAGCUUGUGGAAGUUUUUAUGUUGAUGCAAGAUGUUGUAUUGCUUCUAUUUUGUUCUUCUUUCAUUUGUUUGCUCCUAGUCGUUUGUGUAUUAAUCUCUCUCUCCGAAGCGGCUUAUAUAUGUAUGUACAUGCCAUGAUGUAACUGCACAUAUAUAACCGUGCGUUUCCCUUUCCUUACUCUGAGACUGAAGGUGAAUCAGUAGACUCAGAGGUUUUUCCUACAGUUUGUGUGCUGGCUGUUUUAAGUCCACUGUUUGGUGAAUGAAGAAUGCCUCAUUUACUGUGUAGACUAGGUUUUAGGCUUUAGUGCAAGCACUUGAAAAAUUCUCACCCCUGUUUAGUUUUGCAGAGAGCCUUCUUGUAAUGGUAACCCCCAUCAUUUAGGGUACUUUAACGGCAGAGAACCCUGUGACUUGUCCUUUACUCGUUCUCUCGUUCCUUGUUCCACUUUUCCUGUCUCCCUCUCCUUCUCUUCCUUUUCUCUGACAAGGAGUUCUGACUUUAAAGAGUUAGAAGAUUAUGAUAAAGAUCAUGAUGAUGAAGAGGAGAGUAAAGAUUUUUGUAAAGUAGUCUUGCUGCCAUGUGUGCUUGUGUCAAGUGUGUGUGUGAGAAUGCGAGGGUGUGAAAAGCGCUUCUUAUUAUUGGAAUAUUUUUGGUUUUUCUUCCCUUUUUUCCUCCCACUAGGAUAACAUUGGUCACCGGCUACUUCAGAAACAUGGCUGGAAGCUGGGACAAGGCCUUGGCAAAACGAUGCAGGGUAAGGUUUGUAGGAACCUCCCCUGCCCUUUUUGUGUGUCUGUAUAUGUGCGUGUGUGUGUGUGUGUGCGUGUGUGUGGAUGUUUUGCAAUAAAUGAAGAUGUCCCUUUACAGUGUAGCUUAACGGCCUCUCUUAGUUCCCUCCUGUAAGCUUACAAUCACUAAACUUUCUCUGCCCAGAAUGCCAGCGCUACGAUUCCAAACUCACACCAGAUUAAAAAUCAGUAAUCGAGUAGCUUACUGUAGGACAAAUGACAGUCUUUUUGAUUUUGUUCACCCUCGAUAGAAUAGUCAUUUUUGUCAUUUCAGUGCUUCUGGCUGCGACGAGGGUGUUUCUUGAUUGGCUGUGAACAUGAGAUUUGGGUCCUCUGAUUGGCUUUGAACUCAUCUCUGCCUUUACUUCUCCCAUGAUGUUUUUUUUUUUUUAAUAGCUUGCAGAAUGAGCCUGAAUCUCCGCCCAUUUCCCCCCUUCCUCCGCCUCUCAACCGCUCUGUCGGUUUGCUUGUGUCCACUCUUGUGAAGUGACUGUACACGUGGUAACGUGGGUGUGGUAUUUCCACGUGAAUUAUGUACGUGUGUGUGUGUGUGUGUGUGUGUCUGUGUGAGAGAGUGUCUCACUGGUGAGGGGGUGGGGGUUCAGGUGUUUGGCUUGCCAGGAUUAAAAAAACAAAACAAAACAAAACAAAAAAACUCACACCAUCCUGCCUGCAUAUACAUGGGUGUGUUUUGUGUGUAUAUGUAAAUAAACACCCUGCCAACUCUUCUCCCCUCUCCAGCAAAGCAUGCUGGUCAUUUGUCACUCAGACUGGCAAGUCUUGAGUUUUAAACAGUGUGGAAAAAGUUGAGUGAAAUGACUGAAUAUUAUCAUUAGGGUGAAGCCCAUUGUGCUGCUUUAAACUUGUGUGUUUCACACAUCUGCUGUAAAAUAAUGCAAAACACAUAAGAGUCAGUGUCUUUCUCAGUCACGUAUAUUAAUAAACCAUGACCUGCAUGAUGGAUGGGGAAAGGGGGAAGCAGGGUGGUAGUGUCCUUAUUUGGUUUGGUGAUUUGAUCUAAAGGUAGAAUGGGAGGGAGAAAGUAGAAGCUGAAUUUUUUAGGAUGAAAGGUUUUUUGAAUAAUUAAUAGGGAUGCAUUGAUACUGAUACCGAUAUCAGAUAUAGGUCUGAUACUGUGCUCAUAUGAUACUAUAUGAUGUACAUUGAGGAGAUACAUUGUCGCACUAAAAAUAAAAAAAAUUCCACAAAAUGACAGCCAUCUGGACAUAUUUCAUUAUUAACGAUAGCUUUCAAAGCAAAGCAGACUACAACUGUGCUCUGAGAAAAUAUCAAGAGAAACGGCAGCAUUUUCUUACAAGUAACCUGAUAAAACAUCUUAAACAUAAAGCAUGCAGCAACCAACCACAGAUGUCUACACACAAUGCUAGGUGAGUGAAAAUAUCACCUCUUACCCAGUAUGAUGUUCUUGAUGAUCAGCUGCUAUCAGUCAUCGAAGGAAUUGAUUCACAGUACUGCAUUCAUGAUUGGAUUUAAUUCGAUUUUCAGAAAAUUUGAACAAAAUUUUAAGGAAAAUUAUUAUUUUAAAAAAAAAUAAUAAUGAACAAUGCAAAACAAUGCAUUUUUGUCAGUAUAAAACUUAAGUGAAUUAAAAUUUGCUACAGAGGUUUAACAUUGCAAACAAUAUAUACCUCAGGUUCACAGCAUCUUAAAUAUGAACAAAUUUAUAAAUUCUCUCAAUUUUUGAUGGAAUAAUCAAAGUAUCUGACUUGGGGCCUGAUAUAAUGAGCUCAGUAGCAGAAAGAGAGCUCCAAAGUCAGCUAAAUUCUGUUUCCACUGCCUCUUUCUCACAAUGUACAGAGUCACAUUUUUGCAUUGCGAUUUCACAAUGUAUCAUUACACCCCUAGUGAAUACAAAAAGGUAUUUUACGUACAGCAGUACAGCAGUGUUUUUCUGAAGAGAAACAAAACCCUUUCUUCUCAACUGUAAGACUACUCGAUCUGACAUAACCAAUGUAGCUAGCUAAUGCAUUUCAUUUAAAAUCAUCUAGCUAAUGUUAUAAAGAAUGAGCCUAGUAGAUUUUAUGGCCACUAUUUAAAACCAUGUACUGGUACUUGUCUGAACACAGUCUGGUACACCGUCUGGAAAAAAAAAAAAAGGUAUUAAUGCAUCCCUGUUAUUUAUGUACUAUAAUCAGCAAUCCAGCUGAUGAAUCAAUGGAACAGUGAUGUUAGUUAAUGGUACAUAUGGAAAAAAUUUUUAAAAAGACUCCCUGAAACCUGGGCUGGUGUUUCUGUGAAUCAGCUGCAGUAUAAUAUUUAAAGUGGAGAAGGAUGCCAGGAAGCCAGGGGAUGGUGAGAAUGCAUUCCCUGUAAUCACCCAGAGCCUCCAUGGUGAUAGAGUUGCAUCAAAGCCUCUGCUCCUGAACCUCUUAAACCCCCAAACCCUAACAGUUCACCCCUUGUCCCCUGACCCCUCUCUGUGUUCCUCAAUCUUCCUGCUUAACCAAUUGGUGUUUCUUUUUUGCAGCAUUAUGAUCCUGGCCAUGUUGUGCUGAUGGUAAACUUAGUGGACGCACUGACCCUGUACCCAUCAUCGUCAAAUAUGAUGUCAUGGGGAUGGGACGCAUGGAAAUGGAGCUGGACUAUGCCGAGGAUGCGACAGAGAAGCGGCGUGUAUUGGAGGUGGAGAAAGAGGACACGGAGGAGUUGCGGCAAAAAUACAAGGAUUAUGCAGAGAAAGAGAAAGCCAUUGCCAAGGCGUUGGAAGACCUGAGAGCUAACUUUUAUUGUGAGCUAUGUGAUAAGCAGUAUCAGAAACACCAGGAGUUUGACAAUCACAUCAACUCUUAUGACCAUGCACACAAACAGAGGCUGAAAGAGCUGAAGCAGAGGGAAUUUGCCCGGAAUGUGUCUUCACGUUCCCGCAAGGAUGGAAGAAAGCAGGAGAAGAUGCUGCGGCGUAUACACGAGCUGGCAGAGCAGAGGAAGCAGCAGGACUGUGUUCCUGGUAGCGGACCAAUGUUCAAGCAAACCACAGUGGCAGUAGAUGGAGAAGAGGGUGGCUUCUCAAGCAUUGAUGGUGUUCCUAUGACCCCAGAUGGUGUGACGGAGGAAUCUUCUGGAGAGGAUAAGGGAAAUUCUGGUGGUUUUGGUCAAAGCUCCCCAAAACCAGGACCAACUAUCAGUUUCUCCCUUCGCAAGAACACUUCCUCUCCCACACCAAGCGGAGGAUCCCACACUCCCAAAGUUAGCGUGUCCUUCUCCUUUGCUAAGAAAGCACCUGUUAAACUAGAGACAGCUGCUGCUGUGUUUGCAGACCAUGGAGAGGAAGCAAUGGAAGGAGAAGAGAGCCAGGAAGAAGCAGUUGAGAAGAUGGCAAGUGAGGAAGGAGGUACAGCAUCCAGCACUGACAGCCCACAGAGUGCAUCAGGUGGCAUGGGUGUAGGGGAUGAGCAGCCACAGUCUGAUGAUGGCGGAACCCUGGCCUCCACCCUUAACAAGCUGAAGAUGAUGAUGAAGAAGGAGGAAGGUUACUCUGGGCAGGAGCCGCAAUAUUAUCAUUAUAUGCCUCCUGCACACUGUCGGGUAAAGCCUCAUUUUCAGUUUCUGCUCUUCAUGAAGGCCUCUGACCAGUGUGGUAGUCGGGAGGAAGAAGAGGAUGGGGAGGAAGAACAGAAGGCAGUACAAGCGGAAGGAGAUGAGGCACAGAAAGAAUCUAAAGACAAUGAUUGCAAAUCAGAGAAGGACACUAUAAAAGAGCCUGUAAAGGAACUGAGUACAAAUUCUACUUCAUCACCCAAAGUAAAAACAGAAAUAUCAGAUAAUACUCCAGGAGUAGUGAGCAAUGCAGAUUCCUCAAGCACUGUUUCCCAAUCAACUGAAGCUAAGCAAGGGUCAUCUGAACCUUCAUCUGAAGACACUGGCCCUCGCAUGCCAACAGGACCCUUUUUUCCUGUUUUGAGUAAGGAUGAGAGCACUACCUUACAGUGGCCCUCUGAACUCCUGGAGUUCACUAAGGCCCAGCCUUCGCUAUCCUACAGUUGCAACCCUCUUUAUUUUGAUUUUAAGCUGUCUAGGAAUAAAGGCAACAGAGGGGGUAGGGCAAACAAAGCUGCUAAACCUGCUAAUACUGAUGGUGGAGAGGGAUCCAAGCCAGAAGAUACCACUAGCACUGCAGCCACAAGUAGAGAAACUAGCACAGCACCACCAACCCCAGGUGUCAACACUGACAAAAAAGAUGAAUCUUCCUUGAAAGAAAAGACUGCAGAGGAUGAGAAAAAAGACAAGAAGCUAGAAAACCCUGAAGAUGGAGUUGGAGGAUCCAAGAAAAAGAAGAAGAAGAAGAAACAUAAGAAGUCAAGCAAGAGAGCCAAACGAAAAGAAAAAGAGAAAGCGGAGGGGGAGAUGGAGACAGAGACACCGGGGGAGAAGACCAAAAAGAAAAAGAAGCACAAACGAAAGAAAAACAAAAAUAAAGUACGUGCCGAGGAAGAUGAGAAAGCAGGAGAAAGUAAAGAACAGAAAGAUACAGAUGGCAAAGCUGGACCCAGUUCCUCUGCACAGCCUACAGGAGGGACUUUGAUUUCAGAUGGAGGAAAGAGAAAACGGCUCCAUAAAGAAGUAUCACAAAGGGCAGUCCCUCAUGAGGGCAGUACAGGAAAGCCCAACUCUUCAGAAGAGCACAGUGGUACAAAACGCCCCAAACCUGACCCAAGCACAUCAGUGGCGUCCUGCUCUGCUUCUGCCCAGAAGAGUCCUGUGGGCGGUCGACCGCCAACGAGUGAAAGUGACGAAGAUGGAGGCUCAGCAUCUCAGCGCUCACGCCGUCCUCACCGUCAUACUACCCCUCCCCGUGAACGGCGUCACCACAGCGAGGACUCUCGACAGUCAGGUCGCUCACAUAGUCGUUCCUCUCGCAGAGGAGAUCGUAACCAUAGGCGUAAUAGAGGUAAAACAUCACGUAGUCGGUCAUAUUCAAGUAGCUCUGAGCGUUCCUCUGCAGGAAGCAGUGCUUAUAGUCGGCGCAGCCACAGCUACUCAGACAGCUAUAGUGACUAUAGUGGAGAACAUCACCACAGAACAAAAAGAUGGUCUUCAGACUCUGAAUAUGAGAGGAGAGGUGGUGGACGUUCACACAGACGACGUUACUCCUCCUCCUCUUCUGAAGACGACUCUCGCUCACGCUCACGCUCUCAUAGCCGCAGAAAGCACCAUAGACGGAGGCGUCAUCGCAGCAGCAGCCGCAGUUACAGUCGUAGCAGCAGGAGCAGCAGUGCUCGCUCGUACCGACACAGCAGCUACAGCCGCAGUCGCAGCUCUGCCAGUCACUCGUCCAGCUCCACCAAAGGCUCACCACACCGGCACAGUCACAACCGACGGGCUGACAGCUCAUCCCGUCGACGUGAUUUUAAUCGCUCUCGUAUCUACCGAUCACAGUCUCCAAGGUCUUCCUCAUCCCGUGCACAGCCACGAACCAGCAACUCAACACAAGCAACUAAAGGAAGUGGGGGCGGAGGAGGCGCUUCAGAGCAUCGGAACUCACUCACAGCACGACAGCUUCUCGAAAAAGUCCAGUCUCGCAAGGGCGGUGAAGAUUCUGGUACAGGAAGCAAACCAGGCACCAAAAUUAAGGACCCUCCACAGGGAUACUUUGGGCCCAAGCUCCCCCCUGUACUUGGAAACAAGAACAUGUUGCCCCUAUUUGGUAAGCUGCAAGCAGGGAAGAAACCGCCAUUACUUUCUGUAAUGCGAACGGAUGAUGGGGAAAAGUCAGCGCUUGGAAAGGGUUCUGAUACAAGUAAUGAGGUGAUUCUUGUGGAGCCCAUUCGUGAGUUUCCUCCUCCACCCCCACCACCACCUCCACCAGUCCAACAGCAGCAGCAGCAGCAGCAGCAGGUGGAUGAGCCCAUCUCAAAUACUGUGGUCUCAGAUGAGGCCAGAAACCAAGCCUCAGAACCCCAAGUGCUCCAUGAAUCACGGUCAAUGUUUGAGCAGGAUUCAGCUAAGGUUAUGCCUGCAUACCAAGGUGAGCCUGGACAAGACCCCAACAACCCAAUGAUGGAUGGAUGUAUUCUGGGAUCUGACAUGGGCCAGCAAACAGCCAUGCACGCCUAUCAAGGCUACCCAGUGCCCAAUAUGGAGGAGGAGGACAUAGGCAUGGAGGCUGAAGAGGAUGGCUUGGCACCACUGGAGAGCCAGCCAAUCACAUUUACCCCAGAGGAGAUGGAGAAAUACAGUAAGCUACAACAAGCAGCACAGCAACACAUCCAGCAGCAGCUUCUAGCGAAACAGGUGAAAACUUUCCCCUCAGCCGCGGCCGCUGCAGCAGCAGCUAACUUGGCAGCUGCUGCCAGCCUUACCCCUGCACCUCCUCCACCGCCUGCUGCUCUACAACCAAUCCACAUACAGCAACCUGCUGUGUCUGCAACUUCAGCCACAUCAAUUACAACAGUGCAACAUGCCAUACUGCAGCACCAUGCAGCUGCCACGGCAAUGGGCAUCCACCCUCACACGCCACACCACGCCCAUCCCGCUCAUGCUCAGCUCGCCCAAGUACACCAUAUACCCCAACAUCAUCUCACCCCUAUUUCUUUGUCACCUUUGGGCCAUACAUUAGGCCACACUUUAGGCCACUCAUUAGGGCACACUGGCCUGAUCCCAGCCCACCCUUCUGCCUUUCUCCCUGGGCAGCCAAUCCACAUAAUCCCAGCAUCUGCGCUCCACCAUGCCCCAUUAGCUUUGCAUCAUGUCCCCCAUGCAGCCCUUUACCCUACUCUCUUUGCACCACGGCCAGCCACCGCAGCUGCAGCAGCAGCUCUGCAGCUCCACCCUCUUCUUCACCCCAUUUUCUCAGGGCAAGACCUUCAGCACCCUCCUAACCACGGCUCUUGAGAUGAAGCCUGUUCUUUCUCUACAAAGAGUUUGAAGCUCUUCUCUAAGGAGUGUGAGAGGUAGCCUUGCUUCUGGGCCCUCUUUUCAUCAAUGGUUGCCUCUCAAAUGUAACAUCAGUUGGGCAGGUAAAAGGACAAUAUAAAAACAAUUAGAGGAAAUACUGGCUUCUUUCUAAUGAAAAAAAAAAUGGGGGGAAAAAAGUACAAGUUUAAAAAAAAAAAAAAAGUUAUGACGGAGAAAAGCUAUGUGACAAACGCUCCCAGAAAACUCAUAGUUUCCUAACAAUUAUGAAUUUGUUACAAAAUCCUCUUUGCAGCUCUUAAGCCCACCACUGGAUUAUUUUUUGUAAUAGUCUGUUAAACUAUAUAUUAUUCUUGGUCUUAUUUUAACCCUGCAGCCAAAGAGACUUUCUGUUUUCAGUAAUGGUGCAGGCAUAUAAUCAAGAAUUAUUGUAAACAUAUAUUCUUCUCCAAGUGAAGAACCAAAACAAGAACAGGAAUUAUGUGAGAGGGAGUGAAGCCAUAUUUCAUACCUAAUGCAACUUUAAAUGGUUUGUGAUCAAUCAAGGAUGAAAAUGAAGAAAACCGAACACAACUGAGGCUCUUAACAAAACCUUGAUGUCAGAAGAUGUUGAUGUUUGUUCUGUUACACUGUCUUGGGUUGCCCCUACGCUCUGAUGGACCUAGGUUGCACUGAAAAAUGGACAUCAAGAUGCUGCUUUUGCAUCAUGUAAGAACUGUAUGAUUGUAGUAUUCUGCAAUAAUUUUAUUUUUUAUUUGAUUUUAAAUUAUUUUCCAGUUUUUUGAGCUUUCCCUUGUGUAAUUAAUUCUUUGUAAAUAGUUAUCAUAAAGUAUUGUAAAAUAAGACGCCUUUGUAACUGUUUAAAAUUAGUACAAAAAAAAUGAAUAAAAAAAAAAAACCCUAAACAAAGGAGGGCAGGAAAACAGAUGAUUUGAUUAGGGCUGAUAGAAUAGAGCGUGAACCUGCUGUACCUGGAGUGGCCAUUGGUCGAGUCUAUGAUGUAGAGGACUGGUUUGGGGUGAGGGGUGUUGCUGCGUAAUAAAUUGAGUAAAAGGAAGCAACAAUAUUUACUUUUUUAUUCUUUAUUGAUGUGUCAGAAAAUAAAGCAUUUUGAGACCUAAA
Messenger RNA from Pangasianodon hypophthalmus (striped catfish), 8988 nucleotides. It is a transcript of the gene gpatch8, whose product is annotated as G patch domain containing 8. Lineage: Eukaryota; Metazoa; Chordata; Actinopteri; Siluriformes; Pangasiidae. The transcript has 7 exons. Bases 3565 to 7845 code for a protein of 1426 amino acids. Gene Ontology annotation, molecular function: nucleic acid binding. The record is from RefSeq and is a predicted model, not a curated record. Gene Ontology annotation, cellular component: nucleus.